AUGUGUUUCGGGAGCAAAAAAGAAGAAAACAGCGACCCUGCGCCACGUCCAGCGCAGAGGCCGGCAUCGUCUCAAAGCCAGGGAGACGUCAAGAAGAGCAAAUACAACCCUCAGAACGACCCGAACCAGUUUGCGGGAGAGUCUAGCUAUUCUGCCCCUUCAGGGCCGCCUUCAGAUAGGAAACAGGCCUCUGACUUUGCGCCUCCCUCGGGGCCUCCGCCUGGCCAAUCUUCAUCGCAGCAAUACUCUGCUCCUCCAGGACCACCGCCAGCCAUGGGUACAUUGCAAUACUCUGCUCCCUCAGGGCCGCCCCCAGGACAGUACAAUGCUCCUUCAGGACCGCCGCCCGGGCAUGCACCCCCGCAAUACGAUGCUCCUCCUCCAGGACCGCCUCCGGGCCACGCGGCGUCGCAACAAUACGCGCCGCCCUCGGGACCUCCGCCCGAGCAUGAUUGGGAAGUAGCAGUACCAGAUACAUCGCUAUUUCCGCCGCCACCCGCCAUCUUCAGUGGCUACGACAGAUCCCCUUCCAGCAAUGCCACCGAGGAUGAGGCCAAUGCCGGCGAGGAUUGGUGUCAAUCGUACCCCAUGACUGGACCUAUCCACCUAGAUCAUGUUGGAAAGGCAGCUCUCCAGGCGGGCAACAUUCGUCUUAUGGAACCAGUGGGCUUCAGCGGCAAACUCACAUGGAUGGAGCCAGGACACUGGCAGGGCUGGACAAAGAAGAACUCGCCCGACCGUUGUAUUAUUGGCUACCCACCGCUCUACUCUGUUACUGAACAUGAUCCCAUCCGUCUCGGUCCACCUAGAACCAUCUACUACGAAGUCAAGCUCGCGCGCGAUAGCCCUGAGGUAUUCCUAGCAUUAGGCUUCACCGCGCUUCCAUACCCUUCUUUCCGUAUGCCAGGCUGGCAUCGCGGCAGUCUGGCGAUUCACGGUGACGACGGACACAAGUACGUCAAUGAUCGGUGGGGUGGUCGCGACUUCACACAGCCUUUCAAGCGCGGAGAGACCUACGGUAUCGGCAUGACGCUCCGUUCUGUUGGUGGUCCCAAGCCGCAGGUUGAUAUCUUCUUUACACGCAACGGCACGAUGACUGGUGGUUGGGCGCUCCACGAGGAGACCGAUGCUGAGCAAGAUCUACCUGUGACGGGACUGGAGGGUUUCCAUGACUUGAGUUGUGCUAUCGGAACGUAUGACGGUGCCAAGUUCGAGGUUGCGUUUGAGCCGUCCAAGUGGUUGUAUAACCCAUACCAGGUCUAA
Fusarium sp. VM40 is the source of this 1263-nucleotide messenger RNA. Lineage: Eukaryota; Fungi; Ascomycota; Sordariomycetes; Hypocreales; Nectriaceae. The record is from the annotation of a GenBank genome assembly.